This is a messenger RNA of Symbiodinium natans, 1437 nucleotides long. Lineage: Eukaryota; Dinophyceae; Suessiales; Symbiodiniaceae. The record is from the annotation of a GenBank genome assembly.
AUGGGCCAUGACAUGCAGUUUCCCUUUGCCCCGCGCUUCAGAAGGAUCCAUUUGUGGGCAGCAGGUGUUGCAGCUGUUAUUUGUGGUGAUUUCGUUGCCUGGCAACCUGCUUUUGGACAAGGCAUUGGCUGCGCAUUGCUCGGAUUCUUCGUGGCGGCGCUGUUUUACGUGUUGCUGGUGAGCAGUCUCACAGAAGUCAUAAGCCGGAUGGGAGAUGCGGAAGGCCCCAGCCAAGUUGCGGCCUGCAUCGGGCCCAGGACUUCCUUCUUGGCUGGCUUCAUGGAAUGCUUGAAGUGUGUUCUCAUCAUUGCGGAUGUGACUUCUGCCAGUGGCGCCCUAAUGCAGGAGCUGACUGAGUCCCCUUCUGAUCUUCAACCCCUGUGGUGGCUUCUUUUCUGUGGGAUCAUCCUAUUGCUCAACAGCAAACUCAUGACAUUCUCAGUACAAGCUUUGGUGGCAAUGACUUUGGCAAGCCUCGCAAUUGUGCUGGCUUACUUCCUGUUCUCGAGCGCACGCACUUUCGAACUUGCGCAGGAAGCGAUGGCAGGUGGAGACCUCUUGAGCGACGUGUCAUUGCUAGCGUUCUUCAAGUCGCUGCCGGCUGGCAUUUGGUGCUUUCUGGGCCUGGAACAAAUGUUGUGGUUCGGCAAAUUUGCAGUGGAUCUCAAGACGAAUCUGCCGCGUGCUCUCACCUGGUCAUACGUUACGCUUUUCAUCCUGGCGAUGCUGACCUUGAUUUGCAGUCUUGCUGCUUCACCAGGCAGGCACGUCACGACGCACGAACAGUUCCCCUUGUUGGUUGCUUACUUUGACGUCUUCGGGGAGAGUGCUGUCGCCCGCUACUUCGCAUUGCUCUUGCUCUUGGGCAUCCUCGCUUCGCUGCAUGUGUUCACCUUUGUGGCUGGGCAGCUUGUCACGCAAAUGGCAGAAGACUCGUUGCUUCCAGCGUGUCUGGCCCAACGAGAUGGGCAGACAGGAGCUCCAACGUACUCCUCCGCAGUGUGUGUCGUGAUCGCGCUCCUGUUUCUGGAAGUCAUCUUCCAAGCCUUGGAUCAUCGCUAUGAAGAGAUCAGAGCCACUUUCACCAGUGCGGCAUCCAUUUGUGCCCUUGGGGGCUACAUGAUUCAGCUCAUUUGCUUCAUGUUGGUAAGAUGCCGGAACCAAACUGAGGACACCAUAUUCUUAUCUCCCUUCGGAAUGCUGGGCGCUGGAACUGCUUUCGCGAUUACGCUUGUCCUGAUGGCAAGUGUGCUGCUGUCGCCUUUGUUCCACUCGCUGAACUUCUGUGGAGUAGCGCUUUCGCUAGCAGUGCUUCUGCUCGCCAACUGCCUUCACGAAUCAUACAGACGUCAGCAGAAACGGAAGUCCGCACGAAGCAGCAGCACAAUUCUGCAGAAGAUGGACUGCGGCACAACGCAGCCGCAAGCAAGGGCAUGA